Messenger RNA from Drosophila ananassae, 1070 nucleotides. RefSeq names its product microfibril-associated glycoprotein 4. The transcript is spliced from 4 exons. Bases 27 to 893 code for a protein of 288 amino acids. Lineage: Eukaryota; Metazoa; Arthropoda; Insecta; Diptera; Drosophilidae. The record is from RefSeq and is a predicted model, not a curated record.
CUAGGAUCGCUCCGGGAAGCAAGAUCAUGAGGCUCUGCGUGCUCUGUUUUCUACUCUUGGGGUGUCCUCCGCCCGGAGGCCAUGCCAGUAGGCAGGAAGUGGUUUUCGAGAAGGCGGAAAGACUGUUGUCAAGUUUCAAAGUUCGUCUGGAGGAGCUGAAGAAGAGCUUUAAGGAGCUGGUUCCCCCAAGGGACAUCCCGGAGAGAUCAUCUUAUCCCUCGUCCUGCUUGGCCGCCGGCAUCAACUCCAAUGGCAUCCACACCAUCGAGGUGCCCGGCCUGGAGCCCUUCCCCGUCUUCUGCGACACCCGACUCGCCGGAUCCGGCUGGACGGUCAUCCAGCGGCGGCAGGACGGCAGCGAGAACUUCUACCGCAGCUGGGAGGAGUACAGCCGGGGCUUCGGCAGCCUCAGCGGCGAGUUCUUCCUGGGCCUGGACAAGAUCCACUUCCUAACCGCCGCCGAGCCGUACGAGCUGUUCGUGCUACUGGAGGACUUCUACGGGGACACGCGGGACGCCCACUACGACAGGUUCGCCAUCGGCGGGGCCAACGACUCCUACCCCCUGGCCACGCUGGGCAAGUACUCGGGGGACGCCGGGGACUCCCUCAAGUACCACCAGGGCAAGCCGUUCUCCACCUUCGACCACGACGUCCUGGGCCACGGCUGCGCCAGGCUGUACGUGGGAGCCUGGUGGUACGACCAGUGCCAACGGAGCAAUCUCAACGGGCAGUACUUGGAGGGCGGACGGUUCGAGGCGAAGCUGUCGGGACGCGGGAUCACUUGGAUGAGCUGGCGGGGCUACGACUACGGCUACAAGUCGGUGCAGCUGCUGAUCCGGCCCAAGUGCUCCAACAGCCUGCGGCGGCAGGCCGUGCCACCUAAUGGCCCGUAAGCAAAUUCCAUUCCCGGUUCGAUGGGAAAUCGGGUCUAUUUCGCGAUAAACACUAUCAACAAUUCGGGGUUUAUUUACAUUCUGAUAAUGGCCGCUUCCCGUUGAUUUGUUUGGUUUGUGGCUUCUAAUUUGUUGCUAUUCGCACACACGCCCGUAAACAAAGUGUUUCUGUGUUCA